Talpa occidentalis (Iberian mole) is the source of this 2514-nucleotide messenger RNA. RefSeq names its product mesothelin-like protein. The transcript is spliced from 17 exons. NCBI's taxonomy places the organism in Eukaryota, Metazoa, Chordata, Mammalia, Eulipotyphla, Talpidae. The record is from RefSeq and is a predicted model, not a curated record. Gene Ontology annotation, cellular component: cell surface. Gene Ontology annotation, biological process: cell-matrix adhesion.
AUGCAGCAGGCCCGCUGGACGGGCCUCUUCGGGCGGGGUCUCGGGGAAGGGCCCGCUCGCUCCGGCUGUGCGCCCGUCAGCGUCUCCGUAGCCAAGGGGCUGGUGCCUUGGUCCCUGAGGCGGCUGUUCAGCCACGGACCCCCGGCCCUGGAGCCACAGGCAGCAGAGCGAGGGGGCUGCCGCCAGCAGGCAUCCCUGCCGGGGUGGGCGGCCACCUGGCAGAGCCGCGCGGGGCCUCGGGCAAACAGGCGUCUGGCUCUCGGGGACUGGGACCUCUGCCUGGAGCUGCGGGUCUGCCUGCCCGUGGCACCGUCUCUGCGCUCAGCCCGGGCUGGACCUGCGCCCCCGAACCCGCCCGCCGGCCGGGACGCCCUCGCGCCGCUCAGCAUGGGCCCCGGAGCGGGUGUGCUGGCGGGCCCCGGCCUCGCCCUGCUGCUGGCCCUCGCCGCCCACGGUGCGGCGCCCCAGGCCCAGGGCUCCCUGGAGGAGCUGGACGCCAGCAGAGCUGACCUGUGGGCCACGGCCAACACCUCCCUCCUGCGAGGCUUCUGGUGCCAGCCGGCCAGCCAGCUGUCCCGGGACCAGCUGUCCGUGCUCAUCAGGAGGAUGGAGUCCGAGCGGGUGCCCCUGGGAGCCUGGCAGCUCAGCUGCCUGGCCAACCUGGCCGCCCUGCGCGGCCUGCAAGGCGACUUCGCGCUGCACCCCCCAGACCUGCUGCUCUUCUACAACCUGUCGCAGGUGAGCCGAGCCCAGUGCCGGGCCUUCUUCCGCCGAGCCGCCCAGGGGGACACGGAGCUGCUGGCCAACCUGCCGGACCAGAGGGCCGCCCUGCGGCGCACGGCGCUGGCCUGCCUGGGCGGGGCCCGGCCGCAUCUCAGCGCCUCAGACCUGCGGCUCCUCGGGGUGCUGGUGUGCGACAUGGACGCGGCCAGCAUCGCCGCUGCGGACCCCCACGUGCUGCGGAACCUGCAGCGCUGCCACCGGCUGACCCCCGCCCAGCAGGCCGCCCUCAACACGCUGCUGGCCAGCGGCAGGACCAGCCUGGGGCCUCCGGGCUCCUGGGACCUCGAGGGGCUGCAGACCCUGGGGCCGCUGGCCGCGCACAUCAGCCCCGCGCUGUGGAGGCAGGUGCCAGAGCCCGCCGGCCUGGACUUCUUCGGCAGCACAGUGGCCGCGUGCCGGGCCGGCCGGCUCAGCCAGCGCGACGCCAGGCGCCUCGUCGCGGGCUUCCUCGCGGCCAAGUCAGCGUCCUUGCGGCCCAAGCGCGGCGCAGGGGGCCGCUGCGUCCGGGGCGACAUCACGGCGGCCACGCUGCAGGACGACCUCUUCCUGGUGCGCUACGACUGCGCGCAGCUCGAGUCCUGCCUGGGCAGCCGGGUGCUCAGGGCCAACCUGGACCCCCUGCUGCAGCACCCGCUGCCCGCCGAGUGCCAGCGUGUGGUCAAGGCCAAGCUGGCCCUGGUCUACCCGCGCGGCCUGCCGGAGGAGCAGCUGCGCCGCAUCACCUCGCUGGUGUACCUGUACUCCCUCGCGGAGAUCCGCCAGUGGAACAUCACGUCCAGGGACACGGUCGUGGCCCUCCUGGCCUCGGACGUGGCCCUGGGUAACCAGACCGAGGCGGUGCUGCAGAAGUUCCUGGACCACAACGGCACCCUGACCGGCACGCUGCUGGUGGCCCUCGGGGGCUCCCGCCUCUGCUGGAUGAGCCCCGGGCAGAUCCAGACCAUCCGGCCCUCAGAGUUCCGGUGAGCUGGCCGGGCACUGGACAUCUCCGCCUGCCCCCAGAGCCAGAAGAACAUGGUCUUCGCCAAGGCCCGCGAGGCCUUCGGGGGCACCCGGACCACGGCUGCCUACUAUCGCUUCAUGCGCCCCUACUUAGGCGGCGCCCCCGUGGAGGAGCUGUGGCGGCUGGCCCGGGCCAACAUCACCCUGGACAUCGACACCUUCACCAACCUGAAUCCGCACGUGCUGCUGAACCUGAGCUUGAACAACGUGACCAAGCUCCUGGGCCACAACGUGGGGGACCUGCUGCGGGCACGCAGCCACCCGGCCAUCAGCAUCUGGCUCAACGGCCUCAGCGACACGGCCCGGCAAGAGCUGGGCAUCGACAGCGACCUCCCCGCCGGCUCCGCUGACCCCGGCCGCUCCCCCCACGGGACCCUCCCCACCGCUCCCCUGGCCCUCCAGCUCGCCCCUGGCGGUGUUGGGGAGGCCGCCAGCUCAGGCAGCACGGCCGCGCACCUGGGCUGCCUGCCGCUGGCCGUGGCCCUCCCCUCCGGCCUCCUGUGGCUGCUGAUGUCCGGACGCCUCAGGGCCCAGCCUGGACUGUCGCUGAGGCACCGCAGCGGGAACCCCCAAGACAGCCCUGCCCCCCCAUGGCACUCGGCAGCCACGGUGCCGGGAGGUGGAGCCCAGGCGGGGGUGGGGGCGCAGGCCCCAGGCCCAGCCAGGCCGGGUGGGGAGGGAAGUGCCGCCCGCUCUGACCGCAGGGGUCGCGGGGAGCCGGGCCCCUGA